AUGGCAGCAAUGGAAGUAGAUGAAGCACAACCCGAGGUUCCUGCUGGAAAUCCUCAAGAACUGACAAAAAACCCUGUUGCUUUAAAAGAAGCCCAUGAACAAAUGGCCACACUGGACGUGCUAGUAUGUGGGCAGUGUCAUGCAGUUUUUCACUUUGUGGACGAGUUCAAAGAACAUAAAGAGACAAAUAACUGCACUGGAAAAUCACCAGUUAGAGAUAGUAGUGAAAGUAAGGCCCAAGUAUGGGCAUUCCUUUUAUGGAAGUGUUCUUCAACACGUGAAGGAUCAACAUCAGUGGACAACAGUUGGAAGUUGUACCAACAGUGGUGCCGCAUGCCAGAGGCACAGCGGACUGCGUGGAUCACUGCUGGCACUAAUGUCCAGGCACUAUCUAAGUUUGCUCACGCUAAAGUUAUCGAAAUGAAGUCUGAUGACCAACUUGUGCCUGUUCAAACUACACCCGGAGAUGUAAGGAGACGAGGUCGUCCAAGAAAAAUAAAACAGGAAGAACCAGAACCCCAACCAUCUGGAGAAGAAAGUGAUGAAAAGUCAUCACAGAAACUUUCAAGCCAGAAAUCAGUUUCUACAGCAACUAAACCUAAGGUAUCAUUUAAGGAUGACAAUGAAAGUGUUCGAGGUGCGCAAGAACGUGUGCCGGCCGCAGAUCGUAUCGCGAAACGCACGGAGCGCGAAGCGCCCCCUGGCGCGCAACUGCAGGAGUAUGUCGUUGAGAAGAUUCUCGCCAAACGGUUCAACCCAAGACAAAAGCAUUAUGAGUAUCUGCUCAAGUGGGAGGGAUAUCCGCAUGAACAAAAUACAUGGGAGCCAUUAGAAAACAUGGAGACCUGCAAGCAUCUUCUGGAGGCGUUCGAGAAACAGUUAGCGCGACAAAAGGAGUUGAAGGCACUCCGAGCACAGCAACAGGCAUUACAUCCUGUACAGGUUAAGCAAACAAGUACUCCCUUACCACAAGUUGUAAAGCAAUUGGUGAAGAAAAAUGACACUCCAGCUUUGACGCCUACUGGCCGUUUACAGAGGAGCAGCAAAGCGCGUGCCUUGGACCAAGUGAAGGCGUGGUGUGGAAGUGCUGAUGACGAACCCCCGGUGAAACGCGCGAGGGCGCAAUCAGACAACGAUUAUUCCGAUCCGGAUGAGCCUAAAUUGGACCUAAAGACCAUCAAUGGACAGCAGUCGCCCAAAGCCUCAGUCGACCCUGAACUGGUAAAGUCCCUGGGCCUGAGUGGAAAGGGAAUGCCUAACAUUAAGGGAGUCAUUAAAGUCGAUCCGAAGCAUAUGCCGAACUUGAGUACAGGUGUUUACAUAAUGUCAAAGAGUUCCGGUAUCAUGAAGAUAGAUUCGCCUGGAAAAAUUGGACCCGGUCUCAACAUAGACCAGGAUGUUAUCAAGAAGCAGAUAAUGGCAGCUAAACAGAAAAAAAUGGAGGAAAACAGAAAACAGUCGCCCGGCACGCCUAUUUCACAGAUAAGGAAAACGUAUGGGCCAUCCGGGCAACAUGUUACAGAGAAGACAAUAAUCACUCCGUCUGGGCAGAAGAUCAUACAGAGAACGAUACAACGGCCAAUCGGGGGUGCACAGUCGGGUGAUGGAAAAUCACCCGUCACUAUACUGAAUAAGAAAUUAGCACAGUCACAAAUCGCCGGUGAUAGCCUUCUACGGCGUGGUGGAUCGGUGCGCGGGCGUGGCCGUGGUAACUUUUCGCUCUCGCCCAACAUCAUGCGCGUCAAAGACAAAUCUGCACCUUUCGACAUCGAUAAGUGGAGCACCUCAUCGGAGUCGUCAGACGGCGUAGAGGAUCCGUUCCCUCAGGACCUGGGUCCGAUUCCGCCGACGAGCCCCGACCGGCCACUCACGCUAUGUCCCCUUACGGGCAAGCGCCUCGCGCGAGCUGAAAACGAGCCUACGCCGCCACCUACACCAUCACCACCGCCCACGCCGCCGCCAGAAACGCAGCCGGAGGGUACUAUGCUUAUGAAGGUGGAAAUGUCACCCGGUGGAACGACUGGAAUUGUAGUGCAAGGUGAAGGAGGCGCACAGCCCUCGUUACCGGUUCUAACAGAUGACGAUGGUACGGAAAUGAAGGUGGAGGCGAGUGCAGUCAAACAACUACUGGAGGAAGGUGUAGGCGUCGAGGACAAUGAAGAAGUGGGACUGCAACUCCAUUCGGGACACGCACCGAUCAUGAUUCGCGGCGAGGACGGAGUUCUUUAUCAGGUUGCUGGCGAGAACGAAGCGGGACAAACUUUGUUGGUGGCUGCAGAAGGCGUGGAGGGGGCGGUCGAGGGCGCGGUAGACGGAGAGGGAGAAGGAGUUAUGUAUGUUACGCGAGAGGAUGGACAGACAUUAUUAGUAUCGACCCAGGGAGUGCAAGGUGCCGUAGAGGGUGUGGAAGCGGCUGCCGAGGGUGAGGCGGAGGGAGUCACAUACGUAACCAGAAAUGAAGAUGGACAGGACGUGUUAACGAUAGACCCGACACAGCUCGCACAAUUAUUGCCUGGCGGGGAAGCUGGUGGCCUACAGCAGGUUGCUGUGCAGAUGGAAAGCGAAGGUGGAGAAGAAGCAACACAAGUUAUUGCACAGCUGGUGCAAGCGGAACUUCCUUCACCCGGUGGCACGCGGCGUGUAGUACUACUGCUACCAGACGGAACUCUAACGAUGACAGAAUUGGAUAAGGAGCAAUACGAAUCUAUCACGGAAGCGGGCAAAGCGCAUGAAUGA
This is a messenger RNA of Leptosia nina, 2736 nucleotides long. Lineage: Eukaryota; Metazoa; Arthropoda; Insecta; Lepidoptera; Pieridae. The record is from the annotation of a GenBank genome assembly.